Messenger RNA from Prunus mume (Japanese apricot), 2964 nucleotides. RefSeq lists its product as uncharacterized. Gene Ontology annotation, cellular component: intracellular membrane-bounded organelle; Cul4-RING E3 ubiquitin ligase complex. NCBI's taxonomy places the organism in Eukaryota, Viridiplantae, Streptophyta, Magnoliopsida, Rosales, Rosaceae. Gene Ontology annotation, biological process: autophagosome assembly; mitophagy. Gene Ontology annotation, molecular function: protein binding; ubiquitin-like ligase-substrate adaptor activity. The record is from RefSeq and is a predicted model, not a curated record.
UGUAAAUCAGCCAAGGAAACACAGGGGAAAGAGGGGCACUGACUCUCUUCUCUUCCUCAUUAGAGAGCGAGAGCCUCAUUUUCUCUCUCCUCGGAUUCAGAUUUCGCGCAAUUCCUCAAAUUCCUGAAAUUUGGAUUUCAAAAAAUUCAUCGUUUUCCUAUGAAGUCCGAUCUUAUAAUGACGGGACCUUCACGACCGUUCGAUCAGACCCCGAUUUCUCCCUCGCCGUCCGAUUGUUAUCACUGCAGUGAACUUCUCAAUUUUGUUAGUGGCAGAAAUGUGGUUGGCUUGAUAGCACGGAGAGAGAUUUCUCCUAGAGCAAGACAUGUACCGAGAAGGCGGUGGGGAGAAUCUUCUAAUAGGAAAACUCGUUCCUCCUCUGGGCCUAAGUGCGAAGCAACACGAGAUGCAAAACGUGGCCUUCUUUCAUGGGUUGAAGCAGAGUCACUUAAGCAUUUGUCAGCCAAGUACUGUCAUUUAGUGCCUCCUCCAAGGUCAACUAUUGCAGCAGCGUUCAGCCCCGAUGGAAGAAAACUUGCUUCGACACAUGGUGACCACACUGUAAAGAUAAUUGAUUGCCAAACUGGCAGCUGCUUAAAGGUUUUGAGUGGCCAUAGACGGACACCUUGGGUGGUUAGGUUCCACCCCUUGCAUCCUGAAAUAAUUGCUAGUGGAAGUUUGGAUCAUGAAGUUCGCUUAUGGGAUUUAAACACAUCAGAGUGUAUAGGAUCUCGCAAUUUCUAUCGACCUAUUGCAUCUAUUGCUUUUCAUGCCAAAGGGGAUCUCCUAGCUGUUGCAUCAGGACACAAGUUGUAUAUAUGGAACUACAACGGGGAGCGUUCCUCUCCAGACAUUGUAUUGAAAACAUGGCGUUCACUUAGAGCAGUACAUUUUCACCCCCAAGCUGCUCCAUUUCUCUUGACUGCUGAGGUCAAUGAUCUUGACUCUUCAGAUUCCUCAAUGACACUAGCAACAUCUCCCGGCUACUUGCAAUAUCCAUCUCCUGCUGUUUUUGUGGCAAAUGUUCAUUCUAGAGAGCGUCUUAGUUUGGCUGCUGAACUACCACUUCUGUCCUUGCCUUUCGUCUUCGUGCCGCCAUUUGUAGAUGAUCCAAGAAUAGAAAUGCAGUGUGAAAAUGGGCCUGCUGGUUCAAAUAGCAUGCAAGUCACUUCUGCUUCAAUGCAGUUUCAAGCAGAUGUAAAUGCAGCAGAGCUGGAUGGUAGCACAGCUUCUCCCAUGGAGACAUUUUCAUCAGUUCAAACUGCCUCCCAUUCGAACGCUGAAGAAAAUGCAGAUAAUUCUCACCUUAAUGGAACAGUAAGUGGUGUUUGUGACCGCACAGGAGAUUCAAUGGAGACUGAUGAGAUGCAGGGUGUAGGGGGAAGCCAACGUGGAAGCUUUACUAAUUUAGAUUCUGCUAAUGAUAGAGUACCAGAAAAUAUUUCAAAUCAUCUUGAUUUUGGGCAACCUCAUAGUAGUUUUCCUUAUAGAGAUCCAGCAUUUUGGGAGCUACCUUUUCUCCAAGGGUGGUUAACUGGCCAAAGCCAAGUUAGUUUUCCCUCGAUGCUACCUCUUAAUCAUGAUGGGCAUGACACUUCUAGUUUAAUGUCACAUCUGUCUGCUCAUAAUGUGGAGGCUGUGGCAGCUUCUUUAGCAAUGCCAGGAAGCACCAGCCUAUCUGGAGUUUCUGGAAGAUCUGGUUUACAGCACUAUUAUCCGCAUUUCCGCUACUCUGUACCAGAUUCUGGGGAUGAUGAUGCUUCUUUAAAUACCCUACAUGAUGGGAAUGAUGCUCAGCCCAUUAUUAGUAGAAUCCAGUCUGAAAUUACUACAUCACUGGCUGCUGCAGCAGCUGCGGAGUUACCAUGCACUGUGAAGCUAAGUGUAUGGUCACAUGAUAUAAAAACUCCUUGUGCUCCGCUCAAUGAUGAAAGAUGCCGCUUAAUCAUUCCCCAUGCUGUUCUUUGCAGUGAAAUGGGUGCUCAUUUCUCACCUUGUGGGAGAUUUUUAGCUGCCUGUGUGGCAUGCAUGCUGCCUCAUACGGAAGCUGAUUUUGGACUACAAAGUCUAGUCCAUCAGGAUUCUGGAAUUGCAACAUCCCCAACUAGGCACCCAAUCUCAGCACACCAAGUCAUGUAUGAGCUUCGCAUAUAUUCACUUGAGGAGGCAACAUUCGGGUCGGUACUUGUGUCUCGGGCUAUCAGAGCUGCACAUUGUUUGACUUCAAUCCAGUUCUCACCCACGUCUGAGCACAUAUUACUUGCCUAUGGUCGACGCCAUGGCUCUCUUCUUAAAAGUAUUGUCAUUGAUGGGGAGACAACCUUACCUAUUUACACUGUUCUUGAGGUCUACAGAGUUUCAGAUAUGGAACUUGUGAGAGUACUUCCUAGUGCAGAGGAUGAGGUUAAUGUUGCUUGCUUUCAUCCCUUUGCCGGUGGAGGUCUGGUUUAUGGAACCAAGGAAGGGAAGCUUAGGGUACUCCAGUUUGAUGGUGCUCAUGGUGGGAACUCUGUUGGACCAAAUUACUUUACAGAGGAAAAUAUGGCCGUUGCGUUAUAGCGAGCAAGGACCCAUGACAUUGUAGAUAUUGGGAAGAAAAUUCUGGAACAGCUUCUGCAGUUUGUGCCACAUAGUUCCAGCUCUGUGCUUCUCUCAAAACAUGUUUUGUGGAGUUCAAAAUGGGAUGAUGAUGUGCAGAGGACUCAUAUAAACCAGUGAAAGAUGGCCGGGGUCCUAAAAGGCGGAGCAAUGAGCUUCAUUGAGAUUGAUGGCGGUGGUUAUGCACUUACAGGUGAUGACUAGAGAGAUGAGAGUUUCAUGCUGUACAUAUAACCAUGUUUGAUCGAUUAACAGACCUUUUGAAGUUGAUUUUGUAUUUGUGUAAUCGUAUCAAAUUGUGAAGUGCAAUUUUGGAUACGGAGACUUACUAUUCUCAAGUUCUAAAGAAGUAUUCAAGAACUCCCA